UUAGCGUACAACUUGAGUAUAAAAACCAGUGACAAACUUGAUUGCAUUGACGAUACUUAAUUAUUUUAACAAAAAGCGAUAGUGAUAAAUCGGCGAAGAAAUGAGUUCCAACACGGAAGAUGAGCUAUUUUUACGGACACAGAAAGAAAUUUUCCUGCGAAUACUUCCCGUAGCGACAGCGGCCGGGUUUCUAUUAAUAGUCGGUGUGAUUGGAAACAUUCUGACUUUGUUAUUCUACAUGAAGAAAACAAAACGUUCCGUACCGACUUUACUCAUUAAAUAUUUAGCGGCAGGGGAUACAGUCACGUGUGCAGUGGCUAUUCCAUUUAUACCCGAGAUGAUAAUAAAUAUAGGGUACACAUUGAGAAUUCUGUGUAAGGUAACACAUUUCAUGGGUAUGUGGGCCGGCGCAAUUUCUACCUUACUUUUGUGGAUAAUCGCAAUUGAUAGAUACAGGAAAAUAUGCAAGCCUCUUGGUGGUCAGAUUGCAGUAUCCAGCGCUAAGUAUAUUGGGAUCGGUAUAGUUAUAUUUUCACUCCUCUUAGCUACAAGGCUUUUAGCAACGUACGAAAUAUUUAAGGUUAACGUUACGUUAACUGACGUCAAUGAGACUAUACAGACGUAUUAUUGUUCAGCUAGCGAUGAUGGCAUUUUUAAACAGAUUGGACUUGUAUUUUAUCUCGUAGAUUUUUCUCUGAACACGAUGGUUCUCGUGACAGUUAUCGUGACAUACUCGAGAAUUAUUUACGAGCUGAACAAACGAAGAAAGUCAAUGAACAAGUGGGGAACAGUUAAUAUAAACAGCGUUAAGUCUAAUAGGACCAGUCACAGCUCCGAAGCAACAAAUGGUACUGAAACAGAAAGCCUGGGUAGUUCUACAGAUGGCGAAACAGUAGGCAAGAGAGCCGAAACAGCAGGCAACGGUGUCAAAACAAAUCAAACAGAAGUUUCUACAAUAUCAAGGAAAGUUUCUUCAAAGGAUACCACAAAAUCAAAAAACGAGGCGGCAACCAUAAAGGACCCGACAAAGAAUUUCGAAUUUUCUACGGCGAAGAAACCUUCUGAGUGGAAUCUAACGAUGAUGAUGCUAGCAGUGUCUGUUUUGUAUAUCCUCUGUUUCACGCCGUAUUUUACACUCCGGAUCAUCAUCAGGCUGGUGUUGAAGACAGACAAAGAAUAUGAUUUUGGUCCUGGAAUCCAGUUUGCUUUGAUGUUGCCAUUCUUCAAUAGCGUCUUUAAUCCGAUCAUUUACAGCAUUUUCAAUCCUAAAUUUAGAAGUUACAUCGCUACGGUCGUAUUGAACUGUCUAAAAUGUAAUCGUAAUAAAUAGUGUUUUUUUUAAAGAGUGAAACGUUUGUCGAUAGGUAGUGAAACCUUUGUUGAGUGUCAAAUAUGAAUGGAAUAAAAUUCAACUGGAAGGGCUAGGGAACUGAAAGUCAAUAUAUAAAAA
Messenger RNA from Ruditapes philippinarum (Manila clam), 1450 nucleotides. Its product is annotated as G-protein coupled receptor moody-like. The coding region runs from base 101 to 1330 and encodes 409 amino acids. Gene Ontology annotation, cellular component: membrane. The record is from RefSeq and is a predicted model, not a curated record. Gene Ontology annotation, biological process: neuropeptide signaling pathway. Gene Ontology annotation, molecular function: neuropeptide receptor activity. The transcript is spliced from 2 exons. NCBI's taxonomy places the organism in Eukaryota, Metazoa, Mollusca, Bivalvia, Venerida, Veneridae.